This is a messenger RNA of Brassica napus (rape), 2045 nucleotides long. Its product is annotated as phosphatidylinositol 4-phosphate 5-kinase 10. Gene Ontology annotation, molecular function: phosphatidylinositol kinase activity. NCBI's taxonomy places the organism in Eukaryota, Viridiplantae, Streptophyta, Magnoliopsida, Brassicales, Brassicaceae. The coding region runs from base 504 to 1781 and encodes 425 amino acids. The transcript has 9 exons. Gene Ontology annotation, biological process: phosphatidylinositol metabolic process. The record is from RefSeq and is a predicted model, not a curated record.
UGAUAUGAACAUGGGCCUUAAAGCAUAUCUAGAAAAAGAGUAAUUAAAAUGGUUAACAAACAGAAAAACAAACAGAACGCGGGAACUUGGUUGCGAACAGAUGAAAAUGAGUUGGAUCAUCGAGCGGCGAACUUCAACGGCCAAAUUUGGCAUUCCCAUUCCUUCUUUAUUUUUCCUUCUCAACAAGAAAAACAAAAAGUCUCUCGUUUCCUUCUUUCUCCUCUUUGUGUUUACAGCUCCUGAGCGACAGGUAUCAUUAAUAUCUUCCUCCUCUUGUUUUCUUCUUCAUCUUUUUCUACGUGGGUUUUCUCGUAGGUUAUUUGAAUAAGAUUUUGAUAAUUUUUGUGUUGGUAUGAAUAAAUUAUUAGAUUAUCUCUGAGAAUUUCGAAUUCUAGGGUUUGUUUUCCUGGGUCGACGUAGGGUUCUAGGGGGGGGGGGGAGCAUCACACAAAGAUGUGGGAUUGAAAUCUCCUUGUGGAAGUUGAGGGAGGGGGGAGAGAGAAAUGAGUACAAGGGAGAUAACAGCCAAGGACGUGAAAGCCACAGAGAAGAACCGGGUUCGAUACUCUUCAAAGCACAUUAAACAUCUUCCACCUGGAACCAUUACUGAGUUUGUAUGGAAGGAUUAUUGUCCCUUGGGAUUCAGACUUGUGCAAGAGCUUGAGGAUAUUAACCAUGCUGAAUACUUGAAAUCCGUAUGUAAUGAUGAGACGCUAAGGAAGCUUUCUACUGGGAAAGUUGGUAAUAUGUUUCUUCUCUGCAAAGAUGACCGCUUUCUUAUUAAGAUUCUUCGCAAAUCCGAAAUCAAGGUGAUACUAGAGAUGUUGCCUGGCUACUACCAACAUAUUCAUAAAUACAGGUCAACCUUGUUGUCCAAGAACUAUGGAGCUCAUUCUCUCAAACCUCUUGGAGGUGUUAAGACAUAUUUUGUGGUCAUGUCAAACAUACUACAGUCGGAUGUUUUUAUGAACAAGGUCUAUGAUCUAAAGGGUUCAUCACAAGGCCGAACUAACAAGAAGAUCAAAGUCAGAGAUAAAACCAUACUGAAAGAUAUAGACCUUGAUUUUCAUUUCUAUGUUGAUUCCUUGGCAAGGCACCGCCUCCUCAAGCAAACAAAGCUAGACUGUGAACUUUUGGAAGAUGAAGGAAUAAUGGAUUAUAGCUUAAUGCUUGGUUUACAAGUUAAAGGUUCAUGUCAAGGCUCAACUGAUGAAUUAAUCCCUGUAUACGAUAGCUUCACAUCACUAGGCUCUGUUGACAGCAGUAAGUUUAUGAAGACAGCUACAAACUCUCCAGAUAGUUCUUCAACAAUGUAUUCAUGCACUCCGAGCAGAGACUCAAUUGAUAGUGAGGAGUCAGUGAAUGUACAAUCCGUAGCAAGCAUGUGCCCUAGUCCAGCACCAACCAACGCUUCUGAUUCUCCACAAGGAAGCAUUGUCUACAAAACAACACCCACCAACAUCUUCCAAAACAGCUCAAGCACAAACUUCGGUAUGAGGAUACCUGGACGAGCACGAAGAGUGGGGAGAGGAGAAUCAUUAGGGAGUGUGGUGGGGAAGAACGUUAAAGGAGGGGGAGAGGAAUGGUACGACGUUAUAUUGUACCUUGGGAUUAUAGACAUUUUCCAAGACUAUGGUGUGAGGAAACGCAUUGAACAUUGUUACAAGUCUAUUCAACACAGCUCUAAGACUAUCUCAGCUGUCCAUCCCAAGAUCUACUCUUCUCGUUUUCAAGACUUUGUCUCUCAGAUCUUCUUACCAGACGAUGAUACUUCUAAUUGAUUUUAUUUUUAACUACCUUGUCUUAAUAUUUCUAUUUAUUUAUAUUCACUUAUACUAUACAUACAGCGCCUAGCCAAAGUUUGUUUACAAAGCAAAAAACAAAGUCCACAACUUUUUCUUUUAUUUUGACAUAAAUCGAAAGGUCAAAAAUUUUCAUUUUAAAAAACUCAUUUCUUGAUUUAAUUUUUUAUAUAUCAGACGUAGGGGAUGUUAUUGAAUUGGGUGAUUGGAAUAAGUAUUAGAAUUAAAGUAUGCAAGUGCUUU